Molecule: messenger RNA, 1008 nt
Organism: Trichoderma citrinoviride
Lineage: Eukaryota; Fungi; Ascomycota; Sordariomycetes; Hypocreales; Hypocreaceae
Product: malate dehydrogenase
Exons: 3
Coding region: 1-1008 (335 amino acids)
Biological process (GO): malate metabolic process; tricarboxylic acid cycle
Cellular component (GO): cytoplasm; mitochondrion
Molecular function (GO): L-malate dehydrogenase (NAD+) activity
Source: RefSeq, a predicted model, not a curated record
AUGUUCGCCGCCCGUAUCCAGCGCAGGGCCUUCUCUGCCUCUGCCCGCAACCUCUCCAAGGUCGCCGUCCUCGGUGCUGCCGGUGGCAUUGGCCAGCCCCUCUCUCUCCUGCUCAAGCUCAACACCCGUGUCACCGAGCUUGCUCUGUACGAUAUCCGUGGCGGACCCGGUGUCGCUGCCGACAUCUCCCACGUCAACACCAAGUCCCUCGUCAAGGGCUAUGAGGCCACCCCCAGCGGCCUCGCCGCCGCCCUCAAGGGCUCCGACAUCGUCCUGAUCCCCGCCGGUGUCCCCCGCAAGCCCGGCAUGACCCGUGACGACCUCUUCAACACCAACGCCUCCAUCGUCCGCGACCUGGCCAAGGCUGUUGCCGAGUCCGCCCCCGAGGCCAAGCUGCUCAUCAUCUCCAACCCCGUCAACUCCACCGUCCCCAUCUGCGCCGAGGUCUUCAAGGCCCGCGGCGUCUACGACCCCAAGAAGCUCUUUGGCGUCACCACCCUCGAUGUCGUCCGUGCUAGCCGCUUCGUCUCCGAGAUCAAGGGCACCGACCCCAAGGACGAGAACAUCACCGUCGUCGGCGGCCACUCCGGCGUCACCAUCGUCCCCCUCUUCAGCCAGAGCAACCACCCCGAGCUCUCCUCCAACGCCGAGCUCGUCAACCGCGUCCAGUUCGGCGGAGACGAGGUCGUCAAGGCCAAGGACGGCGCCGGCUCUGCCACUCUCUCCAUGGCCUUCGCCGGUGCCCGCAUGGCCGACUCCCUCCUCCGCGCCGCCGACGGCGAGAAGGGCGUCAUUGAGCCCACCUUUGUCGACUCUCCCCUCUACAAGGACCAGGGCAUCGACUUCUUCAGCAGCAACGUCGAGCUCGGCCCCAACGGUGUUGAGAAGAUCCACCCCAUUGGCAAGAUCGACGCCAACGAGGAGAAGCUCAUCGAGGCCUGCCUGGGCGACCUCAAGAAGAACAUUGCCAAGGGCGUCGCUUUCGUCAACGAGAACCCCGGCAAAUAA